This is a messenger RNA of Schistocerca piceifrons (Central American locust), 2797 nucleotides long. Its product is annotated as G1/S-specific cyclin-E. The transcript is spliced from 11 exons. Lineage: Eukaryota; Metazoa; Arthropoda; Insecta; Orthoptera; Acrididae. Gene Ontology annotation, molecular function: cyclin-dependent protein serine/threonine kinase regulator activity. Gene Ontology annotation, cellular component: nucleus; cytoplasm; centrosome. Gene Ontology annotation, biological process: G1/S transition of mitotic cell cycle; regulation of cyclin-dependent protein serine/threonine kinase activity. The record is from RefSeq and is a predicted model, not a curated record. The coding region runs from base 438 to 1700 and encodes 420 amino acids.
UAAGCUUUGAAAUAAGUCAUAGUUGGACCGGUUGUUAUUUCAAGAACUUAUUUUCUUUGAAUAUUGGGGAAUAUGUGAUUUAACUACAAAAGUGGCUAACAUUGCUUAACUUCGUCACGACAAAUGGCGUUGAGCACUUGGCGCCAGAAUGUGGAAUGUUUAUGUUAAAAUUUGCUGUAUGUUGAGAAGGUUGAUGGGUUUUACCAUAUAAUUCGUUAGUAAAGACAACGUAUUUCUAAAUGUAUCGUUAAUGAAUGUACAAACGAAUUUGGAAGCACAUUUUGGCGCCCAUUUUUACGGUUCGCUACUUGGGGAAUUCGUGGAGGAGAAGGAUAGCUUUUUAUAGCGGUAAUUGGGCCUAAAUAAACAAGAAUGCUCGACUGUCCAUGAUAGUUCCUUUUGUAGGACCAUAAAAAUUAGCAACAAACUAAUCCAGAAUGAGCUGCCACUCCACACGUCGCCCAUCGUUACUGAAACGGAAGAGGACUCGUUCAGAAGAUGAGGAUGUGGAUAAUGCAAAACCACUUUCAUCAGGAACUAGUUUGGUGGAAGAGAAAUGCAAGACGCCAGAAGAGAACUACUUACUGAGCCCUGAAAGUAUUGAUACGUGCCCUGGAUCGGUGCUGAGCAAUCAGCGUACGCCCUUGAGUGGUCAUGAAACAGAUCCAGAGCAUAAUUAUGAAGCAUCUUUCCUGUCACCAAUAUCAGAAAGACUCACACCUUUGCCAAUGUUAAGUUGGGCUGACCAUAAAGUAGUUUGGGACCUCCUCUGCCACAAAGACGUGGCUUCCAAAAGUGAUCGGGAUGCGGAAAUGUUUUCAAGGCACCCAUGUCUCCAGUCAAGAAUGAGAUCAAUUCUUCUGGAUUGGUUAAUAGAGGUCUGUGAAGUCUAUAAUUUGCACAGAGAAACAUACCAUCUGACAAUGGAUUUCAUUGACCGAUACUUGUCGAUCCAGAGCAAUAUCCCCAAACAACAGUUACAGUUAAUAGGUAUCACCUGCUUAUUUAUUGCUGCAAAAGUUGAGGAAAUAUAUCCUCCAAAACUUACAGAAUUCGCAUAUGUCACUGAUGGGGCCUGUACAGAAUCAGAGAUUCUGGAAAAAGAACUGGCUAUUUUGAAGACUUUAAAUUGGAACCUUAAUCCGGUGACUGCCAACAACUGGCUGAAUAUGUACCUGCAGUUAUGUAGUGAUCUAAUGAAGAAGAGUAUAAUAGACAAAGCAGACAAUUCAUGUUAUGGAUUUUUGUUUCCUCGAUAUUCCGGACUGUCCUUCGUGCAAAUUGCAAAAUUGGUAGAUUUCUGUAUGCUGGAUGAAGGGUCUCUGAGGUUUCCAUAUAGUGUAAUAGCUGCAUCUGCCCUGUAUCAUUUAGGAAGCAAGGAAGUAGCACUUCGUGUUUCUGGAAUGAAAUGGAAAGAUAUAGACAGGUGUGUCCAUUGGAUGUCACCAUUUGCCUUAACCCUCCGUGAAGAAGGUGUUUUACAGUCCGGCAUGUGGAAUGAUCCAGCAGCAUGUGUUAUUGUUGGUGACACUCAUCAUACGCAAACACAUUCAGUUGAUGUCAAGAUGCUUGAGGCCGCCCAGCAGCGUUUACUCCAGAUGGAUAUAGAAGCUCUUCCAGUGUCUACUUGCCUUUUGACGCCUCCGGCUAGCAGUAAGAAAACUUCAAAAUAUACAAAAGACGUAGGAAAUUUUACAUAGUUUUUUUAAAACUGUGAGGACAUGAAGUCCAAGAAGUUACGAAGCUGCAAGAAUUCUGUGAUCAGAGGUGUUUCUAUUUUACCUGUGGCCAGGAAAAAGUUUCUCACUGUAGCUCGGCUGACGAAUUUUAUGGAAUGAUGACUUAUAUCUUUGUCAGACGAUUCAUUUGUACAACAGUAUGAAGUUAUAGAAUACUCAGUCUUUUAGGAUAUGAGAGAUAUGUUCAGAAAUGUAAUUUUAUACAUCUUUAUAAUGUUCGGUAUGCUUUAUGUUAAUGAAUUGUUUGGUUGUUUUUUUUUUGAAGUUUACUUGAAUGUAACAAACACUAAUUAUCAAUUAAUCCUGAAGUACAAUGAAUUAAGACGGUGAGAAGCCAUGGUGAUGAUUUCAUGUCUAAACCUUAAAAGUUUUAACAUUUCUUUCCAUUAUUAAUAGCAGCAGGCAUGUUGGUCAUUUAAAUAUAUCUUUACGCUUUGCUAUUCUAGUCUGAAGACUUCGCUAUUUAGCGUAAGAAUGAAAUGGUGUACCAGUUAAAGGAGCUUUUUUCCUUGUUAGGAAUGCUCCUUCCCCACUCCCCCACCUCCUACAUUUUUUUUUAUUGAAUACAGCUUAUUUUCAUUGCUGUAUUCAUUCAGAAUUUUUUAAAAAAUUAUCAGUGUAGCAGUAUUUUCAUCUGCGUUGAUCAAAUAAGACUGAUCAUUUUACUCAUGAGUCAUACUGCCAUUUUUCAUUACUGCAUUGUGUGUCAUAAAUAUAGUUGACUUUGUAAAAAAAGAAAGUGCAUAUUGCUUCCAGUUCACUGCCAAAAGUCUUGAUUGGAGGCUGUACUAAUAUAUGCUCUGGUAGUGUGGAUUUCAAACAUUUGCCAACAGAGUGUUACAGAAUGACAUUGUCUUGUUAUGGGUGUGUAAAUAAGUGGAAAUCAUGAUUUUGUCCAAAUUAAGAUAGUCAGGCACAGUUGGAGUUUGAGGUGUUUGGCCAUAAGAUAAGUUUUUGUUAAACUACUGGUAUUUUUGUUCUUAAAUUUUAAGUCUGAAAGUUAUUGUGUGAAAAUGUACAUUUGCUGUUGAUGUAAAAUAAAGUACAGGUGACCCAAA